AUGGCCAUCUUCACGGAGAACCAGGGCAAUAUCUCUGAGUUCGUUCUUCUGGGGCUUUCCAAUGACAAAUCCACACAGAUGUUUUGCCUCCUGCUCCUCUUCCUCUGCUUCGUGGCUCUGUUAGUAGGCAACAUCCUGAUACUUAUUUCUAUUCUGUGUAGCUCUCUUUCUCACCAGCCAAUGUAUUAUUUCCUCCUACACUUGUCUUUCAUGGAUAUCUGCUACACAUCUACUGUCAUGCCCAAGCUUAUCAGCAGCCUGCUGGCAGGAACUAAAACCAUUUCCUACAGUUACUGCAUGCUGCAGGUCUUCACCAUGCACUUCUUCGGCUGCACUGAGAUCCUCAUUAUCACAGCCAUGGCCUUUGAUCGCUAUGUUGCCAUCUGCAAGCCCCUCCACUACAUGGUCAUCAUGAACAGGACCAAGUCUCAUCUACUAAUUUUAGCUGCUUGGGCUGGUGGUGCUGGCCACUCCUUUCCUCAGUUAGCUAUGACAAUCCAGUUGCCUUUUUGUGGCCCUAAUGAACUUGAUCACUACUUUUGUGAUAUUUUUCAUUUGCUAAAAAUUGCAUGUGUUGACACCUACAUCAUGGGUGUUCUUGUGGUUGCCAACUCAGGGAUCAUAACAUUAGUAGUAUUUAACAUUUUGUGCAUUUCUUAUGCCAUUAUAUUAUUUACUUUGAGAAAUCACUCAACUGAGGGAAGACGCAAAGCCCUCUCUACCUGUGGUUCUCAUAUCACUGUAGUAACUUUAUCUUUUGGACCUGCAAUCUUUUCCUACCUUAGACCUCCUACUGCUUUGCCUGAGGAUAAAGUCAUUGCUUUGUUUUAUACCAUCAUUGCUCCUAUGUUCAACCCCCUCAUCUAUACUCUGAGAAAUGCAGAGAUGAAAAAUGCUAUAAGGAAAGUGUGGUGUCAUACUCUGUUUUUAAUGGAUGCAUAG
Messenger RNA from Nannospalax galili (Upper Galilee mountains blind mole rat), 942 nucleotides. RefSeq names its product olfactory receptor 4P4-like. The record is from RefSeq and is a predicted model, not a curated record. The coding region runs from base 1 to 942 and encodes 313 amino acids. The transcript has a single exon. Gene Ontology annotation, molecular function: olfactory receptor activity; G protein-coupled receptor activity. NCBI's taxonomy places the organism in Eukaryota, Metazoa, Chordata, Mammalia, Rodentia, Spalacidae. Gene Ontology annotation, biological process: G protein-coupled receptor signaling pathway. Gene Ontology annotation, cellular component: membrane.